AUGGCCGUGUCCAGAGUGACUGAGACGGUACAGAACACAGUGACAGUAAAGCCAUCAACCAAGUCGACAUCCACGUCGACAACCUCCACGAUGCCAGAAAGCUCAACUACCGACCAAAACGAAUCCUCUACCGAAGCUUCUGAGACCAAGGCCACUUCGACCGAUGACGAAGAGCCGACAGCCAGCGCGACGGAUCAGCAAUCAUCUAUCGUGCAAACUGUCACAGCAGGGGGCACUGUCAGGACGGUGACUGUUGCGCCAUCACAGACAGGUGGAACAAUUGCAAACGAAAACACGUCGGGGACGACUGACAAAAGCGGACUCGGCACUGGCCAGGUUGUUGGCAUUGUGGUGGGCGUUAUCGCUGCCGUCAUCCUCGCCGCAGGCGUGGUCCUGUUCCUCUGGUUCCGCCGCAAGAAGCAACAAAACGAGCAGGAGGCCUAUCGGGACGACCCCAGUAUCCGAGAUAGUUCCUCGGGUAUUGCUCAGCGACCUGACAUGAGCACCACCAAUGGCUCACCGAUUGCUUCAGCCGCCGCAGGCAGUCGCAACAGCACCCUGCAGGUUGAUCCGCGAAUGGAUCCAUUCAAGCAGGGCUUAUACGUCCGAAGUGCAAGUCACGAGAGUAUCAACACUUUGCGGGACGAUCACGACUAUUCGAGGAGGAUCCAAGCACCCAAAGUACUUCGUGCAACCAACCCCGAUCCAACGCCGGAACCCUGA
This is a messenger RNA of Fusarium graminearum PH-1, 723 nucleotides long. RefSeq lists its product as uncharacterized. The record is from RefSeq and is a predicted model, not a curated record. NCBI's taxonomy places the organism in Eukaryota, Fungi, Ascomycota, Sordariomycetes, Hypocreales, Nectriaceae. The coding region runs from base 1 to 723 and encodes 240 amino acids. The transcript is spliced from 2 exons.